Molecule: messenger RNA, 2116 nt
Organism: Oryctolagus cuniculus (rabbit)
Lineage: Eukaryota; Metazoa; Chordata; Mammalia; Lagomorpha; Leporidae
Source: RefSeq, a predicted model, not a curated record
CCGCAGCAGCCCCCAGCCUGGCUGAGACACACUCCCCUAGGUACUGCAGCCGAGGGGCUGGCUCCUUCCUACCCAUGGGUCAGCCCUUAUCUCCUCCUCCAGGAAGCCCCCCCUGAACCAUCCAGCUAGUGCUGUCCGCCCCGUUAUCAUCCAUCUCCAUCCAUCGCCUUGCCCCGUUCCAUCACAGCCCUCACUGCGGCCUCCCUCUUCAUGCUGCCUUUGGAGACUGCCCUGGGGAGCCUGCACUCCAUCAGGACAGGCGCACCGGAGUUGUCCCAGAGCCGGUCUGUGAAACUGGCUUUCCCCAGAGACGAGCCCGAGAGGGAUGUGAAGGCCCACAAUGACCCUGUUACCGGGAGACAACUCCGACUACGACUACAGCGCCCUGAGCUGUACCUCGGACGCCUCCCUCCACCCGGCCUUCUUCCCGCAGGGCCAACCCAUCAAGGGCGUGUUCUACCGCAGGGCCCAGUGCCUGCGGCCCCAGGCGGACCCCCGCCAGCCUAGCCCGCCGGGGGACCGCCGCCGGCAGAUCAUCAUCAACGUGGGGGGCAUCAAGUACUCGCUGCCCUGGACCACGCUGGACGAGUUCCCGCUCACGCGGCUGGGCCAGCUCAAGGCCUGCACCAACUUCGACGACAUCCUCAACGUGUGCGAUGACUACGACGUGACCUGCAACGAGUUCUUCUUCGACCGCAACCCGGGGGCCUUCGGCACCAUCCUCACCUUCCUGCGGGCCGGCAAGCUGCGGCUGCUGCGGGAGAUGUGCGCGCUGUCCUUCCAGGAGGAGCUGCUCUACUGGGGCAUCGCCGAGGACCAGCUGGACGGCUGCUGCAGGCGCCGCUACCUGCAGAAGAUCGAGGAGUUCGCCGAGAUGGUGGAGCGGGAGGAGGACGACGACCCGCUGGACAGCGACGGCCGCGACAGCGAGGGCCCGGCCCCCGGCGCCGGCCGCCUGGGCCGCUGCAUGCGGAGACUGCGCGACAUGGUGGAGAGGCCGCACUCGGGGCUGCCGGGCAAGGUGUUCGCCUGCCUGUCGGUGCUCUUUGUCACCGUCACGGCCGUCAACCUCUCGGUCAGCACCUUGCCCAGCCUCAGGGAGGAGGAGGAGCAGGGCCAGUGCUCGCAGAUGUGCCGCAACGUGUUCAUCGUGGAGUCGGUGUGCGUGGGCUGGUUCUCGCUCGAGUUCUUCCUGCGCUUCAUCCAGGCGCCCAGCAAGUUCGCUUUCCUGCGCAGCCCGCUGACGCUCAUCGACCUGGUGGCCAUCCUGCCCUACUACGUCACCCUGCUGGUGGACGGCGCCGCCGCCGCCGGCCGCCGCAAGCCCGGCGCGGGCAACAGCUACCUGGACAAGGUGGGGCUGGCGCUGCGCGUGCUGCGCGCGCUGCGUAUCCUCUACGUGAUGCGCCUGGCGCGCCACUCGCUGGGGCUGCAGACGCUGGGGCUCACGGCGCGCCGCUGCACGCGCGAGUUCGGCCUCCUGCUGCUCUUCCUGUGCGUGGCCAUCGCGCUCUUCGCCCCGCUCCUCUACGUCGUCGAGAACGAGAUGGCCGACAGCCCCGAGUUCACCAGCAUCCCCGCCUGCUACUGGUGGGCCGUCAUCACCAUGACGACCGUGGGCUACGGGGACAUGGUCCCCAGGAGCACGCCGGGCCAGGUGGUGGCGCUGAGCAGCAUCCUGAGCGGCAUCCUGCUCAUGGCCUUCCCGGUCACCUCCAUCUUCCACACCUUCUCGCGCUCCUACCUGGAACUCAAGCAGGAGCAGGAGCGCGUCCUGUUCCGCAGGGCGCAGUUCCUCAUCAAGACCAAGUCGCAGCUCAGCGGCGUGUCCCAGGACAGCGACAUCCUGUUCGGAAGCGCCUCCUCCGACGCCAGAGCCCCGCGCUGAGCCCCGGAAAAGCCGCUUCGGAGGGCACCAGGCCCGGGGGGGGGGGGGCGCGCCCGGCCCGCCCCGGCUGCUUUCCCCGCGCGCCCCGCCCCUGCCUGCUGCCCUCACUAAGGACGCGGCUUCUCCUUCCCACCCUGCGACCCCUGCGCCUGGCGAAGGCUGGCUUCGUGGGGCUGCCCGCAGAGAAAAAUACAGCAAGAGCAGCGACCUCGCGGCUGCCUGUCCGUG